This is a messenger RNA of Mycena citricolor, 2276 nucleotides long. Lineage: Eukaryota; Fungi; Basidiomycota; Agaricomycetes; Agaricales; Mycenaceae. The record is from the annotation of a GenBank genome assembly.
AUGGGACUAAGUGGAUCGUCCGACGGUGCAUACCGUGCACAGCCAAGAGCCACUGGUGUCUUGAUACCCGCGGAAGGAUAUAUGAGGAGGGAGGUGGGGGGAGCUGGAAAUGCACCUCCAUUCAGUAACGUCGGCCGGCGGAGGGAGACCGACAAUCUUCUGCUCUUCCUCUUCCUCUUCCUCCUCUUCCUCCUGCGUCGUCUCUCGUCCUUCCCUCACUACUUCCGCCACGUUUUCUCUCCAAGCUUUGUCUUGUUAUGGUACGCCGCACCACUCGUGUGCAGAAUCGCACGCUCACUUACUGCGGUUCCAUCUCCAAUCGUCUUCCUCAUCCGUCCAAUCCAGGGCGAGUUCAUCCGCGUCUUCCACGACCCGCUCGCUCUCAUCCUCGUUCUCCUCCUCGCGCCCCGCGUCUUCUUCUUCCGCACGAUCCAUAUCGCCUUCCGCUCUCUCUUCAUCUGCCUUACAUUCGUUAUUUAUCUCUUCUGCUUCACUUUCAAAAUCUUCUUCCUCGGCGUCUUCCUCGACGCUUUCGGUAUUCUCGUCGACUGUCGCGAUUCCUUCCUCGACGCUCUCAGUUUCUUCCUCGUCGGCGUCCAUCGCACCUCCGACGCUAUCCCCGCUCCCAUUGAAUCCACGUCACGUCCAAACAAGACGACAAGGACGAUCAUCGCCGCUUCGAUCGCGGGUGCCGUCGUGCUGAUCCUCGCCGCCGCCCUGAUUGCCUUCCUCGCUCUCCGCCGCCGCCGCCGCGCGCAGAAGCCGACCGUGAUCCACCUCUGGGCGCCCGACGAGGAGGAGAAGACGCUCGAUCUGUCCGCGCGGUCUUGGACGGAGGACCGGAACAAGGCAGCAGGCGCGGAGUGGACGCCUCCCCCGACGCCCGGCUUCCCGGGCGUUGCGUUCCCAGGUGCCCCCGCCGCUGCCGCUGCCGACCCGUCCCCCUCCGGACCGCGGCCGUCGACCUCGCGCGCGUCGAUCGUCUCCGCGGCCCGCAGCGCGCGCACCACGGGCCCCGCGGCCCGGGGGAGCACGGCGAGCCUCAAGACGCCGCACUACACGACGCGGCAUCUGAGCCUGACGGCGGGCACGCACGGCUUCGGCCAGGACCUCGCGUGGCGCGACGCGCACUACGAGGAGGUGCUCCCCGUCCCGGACGCGUUCGCCGUGCCCGAGGUGCUGCCCGUGCCCGUGCCUAUGCCAAAACCCGCCACGGUGGUGGCGGCGGCGUCUGCGGAGCUGCCCGUCGUUGGCGUGGUGGUGCCGCCCACGCCGGGCCGCGUACCGCACCAGGACAUGCCGCAUCACCCGACCGCGUUCCAGGGAUCGAUGGCGUCGUCGGUGUCCUCGCGAUACUCGACCGUGUCGAUGCCGGACUCGGGAGCGGGGCGGCGUCUGUAGAUGGAUCAACGGAAGUGAAAUAUAGAAUUACCAGUGUAAUAUCGUAUUUUCUCCUCGUAAUGACCUAUGGUCUGCGAGUAUCAGGUCCGCGGAGAUCUAGUCUGAGCAGAGAGACAGAAGUUCAGAUAUUACGGCGCAUGUUCCAGGUCCCCGUACACGAUGCGAUACGGAUAAAGGAAGGGCAGUCUUCUCCUUGAUAUGUCGCGUGAUGGCCCCGUGCGCUCUUCAUCCAGGGCCUGUCCAUCGCGAGUGUCUGCGGAUCAUCUACAACCCGAAGAGCCCAAGAACAAUUGGGUGCUGAAAAAUACGGAAUCGCGUACAGCCCACUUCGUUCAGCAGAGGUGUUCAGUGCGGUCCAUAUUGACUUGAUUCGUCGCGUAGAUCUGUCCGCCCGGCAUCGGUAUUUUCAAUAUUCCCCAGACGCUCAAUGCCAUUUGGCAAAUUUGCUUUCUUACACAUGAAAUAAGAUCUCUGAACUUCUACGGAACGCUCGUGCGUUCUUGUCCGUUGCGAAUCGUACAACGGAUCAAAAAUGCUCAGCAGACAGGCACGCACAGCUGAUGCGGUCACUCCGCUUGGUUUUUCCUUCCGCACUCCGUCGCAUUCCAACUACAACCCAGCGAUCAAAUGGCGCUAGAUCCUGCGCAGUCGGACUCCCUACUCAGAAACGCAAAAGGACGCUUCCAGCCUAUAUCUUCGAUCGACUGAGUUACGGGAAACAAAGCUCAAAGUGCGUCGUUAGAGAACUGUGGACGACUAUCAGCCGGCCAGCAGACACUGGACACCAGUGCAUCCGCGUCGCAAAAGGUCCGAGGACAGUUGAUGCGGGUCAUGUGAUCCGACCAGACCGUAUCCGCUUUGGCCUUUCCACCAUC